UGAGCGGAAGUAGAUGGAAACAGCCAGGCCAGACCGUCUGACAGCAAAGAAACGCCUGUCGCUGCGGAGCCAAACUCUCCGGACCUGGUGUUGUUUUUUUCUUUGACUUGAAAGUCCGAAUGGUGUAAAAUUAGAGGACAACGUCAACAUGGUGCACAUUUCGGAGCAUCUACCGUGCACGCCGAAACUCCGGGCGUCACUUUUCGCCUUUCUUCUCUUUUUUGUUGUCUCCCGUGGUGACGUCCCCCGGACACGAAGCGGCACCCCUUCGACGGAGGAAACGGUAGAAACUUACAACAAAUAUUACAAUUAUGUUGACAUGACCGGGCGUUUGCAGUCCUUAGCUCAGAGAUACCCUCACAUAGCUAACCUGUCGAGCAUAGGUCAGUCCGUUGAGGGACGGGAGCUCUGGGUGAUGCGGAUCACCAAGGACCCCACCAGAGACACACCGGGGAAACCUCAAUUUAAAUACGUCGGGAACAUGCACGGGGACGAAACCGUGUCCAGGCAGGUGCUGGUGUACGUUGUAGAGUACCUGCUGACUAACUAUGGAGAGGAAUCGCGUGUUACUGAGCUGGUGGACACCACGGAUAUUUCCAUCAUGCCCAGCAUGAACCCUGACGGCUUUGAGAGGUCCAUAGAGGGAGACUGCGGUGGCAGCAGCGAGGGUCGAAACAAUGCCCAAAAUAAAGACCUCAAUAGAAGCUUUCCUGACCAGUAUGAUGGGACCGGGGUCAAUCCAGGGACCAUCCCCGAGGUGAUGGCUGUGAUCAGAUGGAUCCAGGAGAACAAAUUCGUGCUGUCAGGGAACCUGCAUGGCGGCACCGUGGUUGCCAGCUACCCCUUUGACGACUCUGCCUCCCACCUGCGGCAGGGCUACUACAGCCAGUCAGAGGACGACGGCCUGUUUCGCCACUUGGCCCUGGUGUACUCCCAGAACCACCCUGGGAUGAAGACCGGAGAGCCCAACUGUCCCGAUGCCCUGGAUGAAACAUUUAAUGAUGGCAUCACCAACGGGGCGCAGUGGUACGACGUUCCUGGUGGGAUGCAGGACUACAACUACCUGCAUGGUAACUGUCUGGAAAUCACCAUGGAGUUGAGCUGCUGCAAAUAUCCUCCUGCUGCUGAGCUCCAUAAGGAAUGGGAUCUGAACAGGGAAUCCCUACUAGCCUACAUAGAAACGGUUCACAUAGGUGUCCAUGGUUAUGUGAAAAGGGCCGUCAAUGGUGCUGCCCUCGCCAAUGUCAGCAUUGUGGUGGCAAGCAAUCGCCAUAACCUGACCACAGGAAAACAUGGGGACUACUACCGCCUUCUACUUCCAGGAACAUACAACAUCACAGCUGUGGCCCCGGGGUACACACCAAUGACAGUCCACAGUGUUGUGGUCGUGGAGGGCAAAGCCACACAACUUAACUUUACCUUGGCACCUGUGGUCAACGAGGGCCCAGGUGGCAUCACUGUGACUACAUACGCCAUUCCAUCCACCAAUGAUCCAAACCUCCCCACCAUCACCACCACUACCGACUCUUCUGACUCCACCCAGACCCGGUUGGUUCCUGAAGCAACGAGCAACAGCAACCCACCUAUACUUCCACCCAAACAUCAGCCCAUCCAGCCUCAGGAGUUUCGUCACCACAGCUACGCAGACAUGGAGCUGUUCUUGCGCAAGUACAGCAGCGAGUUCCCCUCUAUUGCCCAUCUUUACAGCAUCGGCCGCUCCGUGGAAGACCGUGAGCUCUACGUGAUGGUUAUCUCAGACAACCCCACUGUCCAUGAGCAUGGUGAGCCAGAGUUUAAGUAUGUAGCCAACAUGCACGGUAAUGAAGUGGUGGGCCGAGAGUUAUUGCUCAACCUCAUUGAGUACCUGUGCCGUAACUACGGUACUGACCCGGAGGUCACUCAGUUGAUCAACAAUACCCGCAUCCACAUCAUGCCUUCAAUGAACCCCGACGGAUAUGAGGUAGCCACUGAAGGGGAUAUAGCUGGUUACAAAGGGCGCAACAACAGCAACGACUUUGACCUGAACCGCAACUUCCCAGACCAGUUUUUUACCAUCAAAGAGCCCAGACAGCCAGAAACUAUAGCUGUGAUGAACUGGAUGAAGAGCAUCCCCUUCACGCUGUCAGCCAACCUGCAUGGAGGCUCCCUGGUCGUCAACUACCCCUAUGAUGAUGACAAAGAGGGGAUAACAAAGUACAGCCAGGCGCCUGAUGAUAAAGUCUUUCAGCAGAUGUCCAGAGCCUACUCACAGGAGAAUCCUUUGAUGCACAGUGGACACACUUGUGAGAACCUGUACCGUGGGGAAUAUUUUAAGGAUGGCAUCACCAAUGGUGCCGUCUGGUACAAUGUUGCAGGUGGCAUGCAGGACUGGAACUACGUCAACACCAACUGUUUUGAGGUGACCAUUGAGCUAGGCUGUGUGAAGUACCCCGUGGGCAUAGAAUUGCCAAAAUACUGGGAACAAAACCGACGGGCCUUGCUUCAGUUUAUACACCAGGUUCACAGUGGAGUAAAAGGCACAGUCUCUGACACUAGGGAUGGCACAGGAAUUCCCAAUGCCACCAUUAGUGUGGAGCAGAUAGACCACAAUAUCACCACAGCUCUCACUGGAGACUACUGGAGGCUGCUGGUCCCUGGGACUUACUCUAUCACUGCCUCCGCUCAUUGGUAUAAACCUGUGAGGACCUACGCCACAGUCUCAAAGGAUCAUGUAGAGUUGGUGGAUUUCAGACUGACGCGUAUUCACUCAGACCCUAAUGGCCAGUCUCCCAAGGGCCCCCAACCUACACAGAACCCAUCUGAGAAGGCAUUCCAGAGCUUAAUCAAGGACCUCUCUCUGGGCCAGGGUUUGGAGCAGUUGGUCAGGAGCACGGCCACGGAGAACAGCUUCCGCUACAGACGCUACAAAGAGCUCUCUGGCUUCGUGAGAGGCCUCACACUUAACUUUCCCAAAAUAACAUCUUUACACAGUUUAGGCCAAAGUGUAGAGUUUCGAACCAUUUGGGCUUUGGAAAUCUCCAACAGACCAGGGGAAGCUGAACCUUCUGAGCCCAAGAUCCGCUUGGUAGCUGGGAUCCAUGGCAAUGCCCCUGUGGGCACAGAACUGCUGCUGGAGUUUGCUGCCCUCCUGUGUAUCAACUAUGGCAAAAACCCAGUCAUCACCAGGCUGAUCAAUGAGACCCGGAUUGUCAUCGUGCCUUCUAUCAACCCAGAUGGACGAGAACAGGCUAUUGAGAAGCAGUGCACCUCCAUCCAGGGCUUGAACAAUGCUCGUGGCAAAGAUCUGGACACAGAUUUCUUUGGCAAUGCGUCACAGCGUGUGGUGGAGGCCCAACCAGAGACCAGAGCCAUGAUGGACUUGAUUCUAGACAAGACCUACACUCUGUCUGUUGCUCUUGAUGGAGGCUCCCUUGUUGCUACCUACCCUUAUGACAAGCCUGUCCAGCCUGUUGAAAAUGAGGGCACAUUGAAGUACUUGGCAAGUGUUUACGCCAACAACCAUCCUAAGAUGCACCUCGGGAACACUGGAUGUUCAAAUAAUGGGCAGAUGGGCAACAUCCCAGAUGGAGUUAUGAGGGCAGCAGAGAGACAAAGUCACAUGGGGAGCAUGAAGGACUUCAGCAUGGACUUUGGUCACUGUCCAGAGAUCACCGUGUAUAGCGGCUGCUGUUUGUUUCCUCCUGCUGAGCAGCUGCCCACACUCUGGGCUGAGAACAAGAAGGCCCUCCUAAGCAUGCUGGUGGAGGUCCAUAAAGGGGUGCGUGGCGUGGUGCGGGACAAGAGUGGAAAGCCUAUUGUUGGGGCGAUCAUUGUACUGAACGGGGGAGUGAGAGUCUUUACUGCAGAGGGCGGCUACUUUCAUGCUCUGCUGGCUCCUGGCAACCACAACAUUGAAGCCGUUGCUGAUGGCUACCAACAACAACGUCAAGAGGUGGUGGUGUCUUCCUAUGAAGCUGCUAGCUCCAUCAUCAUUGUGUUUGACAUGGACAACAGCAUCUUUGGCCUGCCCAGAGAGUUUGUGGUGGCCAGUGCAGCAGCCUCCAUGACGGCGUUAGUGGUGACGGCGUGCAUCAUCUGGUGUGUGUGUGCCGCCAAGUCUAACCGUCAAAAAGAUGGCUUCCACCGCUUGCGACAGCACCGAGACGACUACGACGAUGAGAUCCGGCUCACCUCCAUGGGCUCCAAGAAGUCGCUGCUUGCCAAUGAGUUUCAGGACGAGAGUGAAAGCGACGAGGAGACACUGUAUGACAACAAAAUCUGAGGACCAUUGCACGAAUUUGGGUGUUGGCUCAGUGUUUUUUAUUUUGAUCUCUCCCUUAAAUUUACCCAACAAGGAACAGUUUGAACUCUAGACAGCGUCUCUGUCUCUCUUUUUAUGACGGAAAUACAAGAGCGAUAAAGACUCUUUUGUUCCGUUAUAACAACAAGGACUCACUCCCAGUCACUCGGUUAUUAGUGCUACUAAAUUAUUUCUUUAAGAGCAUCCUGCUGGCGUCUGGACUGAAAGGCUUGCUCCAUCUCUACCUGACUGGAUCAGGAGAAAUAGACAAAGAGAAGGCGAUAAAAGAGGGAGAGAAGUAAACGUUUGAUCCACUGUGGCCCUCAUCCAUCAUUAAAGCAGGUUUUGAGUUCCACCGCUUUUUCAUUUCUGAGCCACGCAAUAGUGCUCUUAUAGAUCACCACCUGUCCUGCCUGGCUGAGGGGUUCCAGCUGAUAAGUCCUAAUUCACUCUAUUUUUUUUUUAUAGAGGAUGAUCAAUGAAGUCUGAAUGGAAGUGCUUAAUUUCACACAAUCUCCCAUCUGAUACCAUGCAUUCAUUUCAAAUACAGCUUUGAGCAGGGAAAUUAUACGUUUCUUCUAUCCGAGACAGCAUUGCUACAUUGAAGUGUCCGAGCCUUUGGGAGACUGAAUCCAACACUGUGCCUUGGCUUCUAUAUAAAGUUUACAGUCCGGUCGGGCUGAAGUAUGUGACGCGAAGCAGCAACAUAGUGAAUAGAUAAUAUUUGAUCCCUCCUAUACUCAGGUGGUAGGAAAAGAGAGAACUUAUGAUUUAAAGGACUGCUGAAUUGUCAGUGUUGCACUGUUUCUGCACAGGUGACUCAAGGCUGUCCGGUCUUGGUUCAGUAGUUUUGUAUUUUCCCAGUGAGUCAAUGUUGUGGCCACGAUCAAUCCUCAUCAUGGGAGUGAGCUUCUCAAAAGCUUCUGAGCUUCAGGGGGAAUCUGUUACCAAUGAAAUGCUUGAAUGAAACCCUCCCCAGUGAGUGCGGGGUGCUCUGAUGUAUGCGUUGAGGUCACUUGCACUAAAUGGAAAGCAAGGAUUGUCCCAUAUCAUUGGCCAAAAACAGAGUUUUUAUAUGUAAUCAUAAAAAAUAAUGUAUUUGUUGUUUUCCCCUUUUUGUGUUUAUUGUAGGUUAAUUUCAAACUGUCUACAUGGAGAGUUGAGUGUGUGCCCUGUUUUUAUCAAGGAUGUGCAUUCUCACCAUGUCUCAUAAAAAGAAAUAUCAAUUAUGUUUUCUUUUCAUUGUGUUCGUGUUUAUUCUCCCACUAAACAAUACAUUGGAGAGCAAACAUCUCCUAGGUUGUCUUUCUAUUACUGAUCACUGUCAAUGAAUCAACGUCGGAGCCAUCCAGCUACACGAAGAAAACAAGGAUAAAGAGAACAUUAUAGUCCGGUGCUAAAUAAUACAGUAAUUUGCCAUUUCUCUUGUCUGUUAAAGAAGCUCAUUUCUCAUUGGAUGACAAUGUUUAAUUGGGGUAUAUCGACAAAUCUAGGGAGCAGGUUUGUGUUGGUAAUCUUGUCCAACAUGCAGAUUUAACUAGAAGCAUCUCCUGGUGAAUUUGAAUUGAAAUAUCAAAACAAUCCAAAUGUAGUUUUCUUUGCAUCAGAAAUCUGUGUAAAUAUUUCUGUCUAAUUAAAACUGAUGCACUGGAUCAUUAAAAUAAGGUGGCUCCUGGGAACGCCGUGCAUGUUUCUCAUCACAAUUUUUGAAGUAAUAGACUCUUCUUCACGAAAGAAUUUGCCUCGAUUUCCAAUUGCUUCGAGGGGAGAUUCUUUUCCUUUUUAUCAAAUGCAGCGGUCAUCAGUAAAAAAAAUUGUCUGCGUAGAGAGACAGUUUUGUACAUAAUUUUUCUUUCUUAUACUGUGUCUGUGGAUGCGUGUGUAUGAAUUUUGAAAGUUGAGUGUGUGUUGGGGUCACAGUGUUGGUGUGAAGAUUUUAUAUGAACUGGAAUCAACUGUACAUAAUGUUUGACAAAUGAGAAUGGAAAAAUAAAUGCAAUUCAUGUUAACCAUUAAUUUACACAAAACAUCCCAAUAAAAACCUCUGUGUGAUCAUGACAUGCUAACAAUGCACAACAACUCAUAAAACCAUUGAAUGAAA
This is a messenger RNA of Anarrhichthys ocellatus (wolf-eel), 6380 nucleotides long. It is a transcript of the gene cpda, whose product is annotated as carboxypeptidase D, a. The coding region runs from base 149 to 4261 and encodes 1370 amino acids. Gene Ontology annotation, molecular function: metallocarboxypeptidase activity; zinc ion binding. NCBI's taxonomy places the organism in Eukaryota, Metazoa, Chordata, Actinopteri, Perciformes, Anarhichadidae. Gene Ontology annotation, biological process: protein processing; peptide metabolic process. The record is from RefSeq and is a predicted model, not a curated record. The transcript is spliced from 21 exons.